GCGGAUUGUGAGUAUGUCUGCACUAGAAACCAGAAACCUUGUGGUUCCCCUCAAAUCUAUGGUGGUGAAGCCUCCUUCUCAUCCUACUUAUGAUCUCAAAGGCAUCAUCAAACUCGCCCUGGCUGAAGACGCCGGUGAUCUUGGAGAUGUGACUUGUAUGGCCACAGUUCCUGUUGACAUGGAAGUUGAAGCACAUUUCUUGGCGAAGGACGAUGGGGUGAUUGCAGGAAUUGCUCUUGCAGAGAUGAUAUUUGAUGAGGUUGAUCCUUCCCUGAAGGUUGAGUGGUAUCAGAUGGACGGGGACUAUGUUCGGAAGGGGAUGCAGUUUGGUAAAGUAUAUGGACGAGCACACUGCAUUGUUGUGGCUGAAAGGGUUGUACUCAACUUUAUGCAGAGGAUGAGCGGAAUUGCAACUCUAACCAAGGCAAUGGCAGGUGCUGCACACCCUGCAUGCAUUUUAGAGACAAGGAAAACUGCCCCAGGUUUACGUUUGGUGGACAAGUGGGCGGUACUAAUUGGUGGAGGGCAGAACCACAGGAUGGGUUUAUUUGAUAUGGUGAUGAUAAAGGACAAUCAUAUUUCAAUAGCUGGAGGUGUUGCAAAUGCCAUAAAAUCCGUGGACCUGUUUUUAGAGCAAAGAGGUUUUCAAAUGGGCGUUGAGGUUGAAACCAGGACACUUGAGGAAGUGAAAGAGGUGUUACAUUAUGCAUCACUGUCAAAAACUUCCUUGACCCGGAUAAUGUUAGACAACAUGGUUGUCCCAUUACCUAAUGGAGAUGUGGAUGUGUCAAUGCUUAAAGAAGCUGUUGAAUUGAUAAAUGGAAGUUUUGAGACUGAGGCAUCUGGUAAUGUUACUCUUGGAACAGUUCACAAGAUUGGACAAACCGGCGUAACCUACAUUUCCAGUGGUGCUUUAACGCAUUCAGUGAAGGCGCUUGAUAUCUCCCUCAACAUUGAUACAGAGCUUGCACUUCAAGUUGGAAGGCGUACAAAAAGAGCAUAAUUGUUUUCCUUAAUUGGUGAUAUGGACUUUCUCACAGUAUUCCAUCAGGAUUCUGCUCUAUAGAAAAGUGGGUGAGGAUCACCCUUAGAAGCUCUCAAUGCUGCACUGAUAUUCGCAGUGGAAUUGUAAUAAAUAGAAAAUAUGAUAAAGUAUUCUUUUUCUCAUUCUAGUCAAUCACAAUGUAACUGAUUGGGGAGCUUGUUCCCCAACUAGAUUGGUCCCUUGUCAGUUAAAAAUGGUAAUUUUAUUCGUUUUGUACUCUUUUUUUCUUUUUUUUAAUGAAAAUGUUUUGUACUUACUGAAA
Messenger RNA from Macadamia integrifolia, 1307 nucleotides. Its product is annotated as nicotinate-nucleotide pyrophosphorylase [carboxylating], chloroplastic. The record is from RefSeq and is a predicted model, not a curated record. Gene Ontology annotation, biological process: NAD+ biosynthetic process; quinolinate catabolic process. Gene Ontology annotation, molecular function: nicotinate-nucleotide diphosphorylase (carboxylating) activity. Lineage: Eukaryota; Viridiplantae; Streptophyta; Magnoliopsida; Proteales; Proteaceae. Gene Ontology annotation, cellular component: cytoplasm.